Molecule: messenger RNA, 720 nt
Organism: Dioszegia hungarica
Lineage: Eukaryota; Fungi; Basidiomycota; Tremellomycetes; Tremellales; Bulleribasidiaceae
Exons: 6
Coding region: 1-720 (239 amino acids)
Source: RefSeq, a predicted model, not a curated record
AUGGCCAACAUCGCACUCAUCACCACCAUCCUCAAGGGCGUUACGGCCUUCUGGUCCUUGCUCGUCUUGGCCGUUAGCGCGGCCAUGAUUGCCAAAUUCAACAGCUAUGUCGGAGGGUAUAUCGCAGGCUCAGGUUUCAGCCAAGGUAAUGCGGUGCUCGCUGCUGCCAUCCUAUGUUUCUUGUACUUCUCCAUCGCUCCCGCAUCCAUCAUCCUCAGCGUCAUUGCCGAUGUCGCCAUCAUGGGGUUCCUCUUCAUCCUCAACCUAGGCUCCGUAGCUGCCCUCAGUGAUGUGGCUGGCGCUUUCAAGGGGUGCCGAGGAGACCGCUUCUGCUCGCUUGGGAACGCAACUCUUGGUCUCGGCUGGGUCUUGGUCUUCUUGAUCCUCGCCAUCCUCCUCCUCGAGAUCAUCGUCACCCUCCGCGGCUACGGUGGCGGCAUGUCCACUUGGCGCACCCCGUUCAACGAGCUCAUCACCAACGGCACCACCAAGACCGGCCGAGGCGUCGAGCACCACUCUGAGGCGGGGCUGGGUCGUCCAGAGGGUCUAGGGCUGAUGAAGGGAGAUGGAAGCGGGUAUCAUAAUGACGGGAUUUGGAGAGGAAGCGGGAGAUCGGAUAAUAAUGGGAAGGGUGCCUGGAGUCUGGAUGUCGCUGAGCGGCUGUUCAUGAGGAGAAUCAAGUUCAAGCGUCGAAGGGCCUCCAAGUACACCGUACAUUGA